GAGACACUGCCACGAGUGGAGGGUGGGUCUUCGCGGGAGGGCUUGGCGAGUCAGACUAUCCAGAAUUCUCCCGCUUGGCCUCUGGGCCUUUACACCGGGGCCGUUGGAAAGGGAACAGGGGUCGGGGGGGAACGGAACUUGAUCGCAGGGGUGAGAACGCACAUAACGGGUUAGUCUCCGAACCGGGCGGAGAAGCUGUCUGGGCUCCCAUGUCCCUCCAGGGACUCCACGGCUGGGCUCCUGGGCUCCCUGUCUCCACUGCGUCGUGCUCACACCCUGGCACGGGCUUAUGACUCUGGAAAUGCGCGGCAGGCAGGGAGCGGAUGUUUACUUAUUGAACGGGGUGUCUCCCACCGUGCAGGUCUAUAUCCACAUCUUACUUACUCAUUGCAACUCUUUGUGGUAAUACAAUUGGCUCCAUUUCCCAGGCGAGCAAAUGGAGUCUCAGAGAGCUUUGCAGAGACCGGCCGUCAGGGACUUAAGUGGUCCUGUGUUCCGGCGACAUGCGUGAUUGUGCCCUUCCACGGGAGGUUUCUCCGGGUCCCCUUUCCCCUCGGCCCUGGCUGGCCCUCUCGGUCCCGGGGGGUCAGCCACCCCACAUCACCGCCAGCUCGUUCCCACUCGGGAGCAGCGUGAAGAUUUUCACUCGAGUGCUUCACGGAACGAUGCCAUUUGAAGUGCGGCUUCUGCUGAUAAGCGUGGGACCAUCUGCUUGGCACAUCUCAAAUAUUUUCAGCAGUGGGAGAGCGGCUCUGAUUUCUCCAGAGAAGGGAGGCUGAAGCCAUCCUUGGAGCUGCGGGGACCGGAGACCCCGCAGGCUGGGCCCCAGGGCCCCAGGACGCGAACGGACAGCGUCCCCACUGCCACCUCUGACCCUCCCUGAGCAAAUGGAACUAAAAAUUACCUGAAGAGCCCCUGCCCCCCGGCCUCCUCAUGGAGGUGUCGAACAUGACAUCGUCCGUCGAUGAGAAGUCCACGAACACCUCGACUGCCAGGAACACCUCGGUCGGGGACCUGCAUCGGGAAAUCCCGGUCGUGCACUGGGUGAUUAUGAGCAUUUCCCCUCUGGGCUUUGUUGAAAAUGGGCUCCUCCUCUGGUUCCUCUGCUUCCGGAUGAAAAGAAACCCCUUCACCGUCUACAUCACCCAUUUGUCUAUAGCAGACAUCUCACUGCUCUUUUGUAUUUUUAUUCUGUCGGUCGACUAUGCUUUAGAUUAUGAGCUCUCUUCUGGCUAUUACUACACAAUUGUCACAUUAUCGGUGACGUUUCUGUUUGGCUACAACACGGGCCUCUAUCUGUUGACGGCCAUUAGCGUGGAGAGGUGCCUGUCUGUCCUGUACCCCAUCUGGUACCGAUGCCAUCGCCCCAAGCACCAGUCGGCGUUUGUCUGUGCCCUCCUGUGGGCACUGUCAUGCUUAGUGACCACCAUGGAAUAUGUCAUGUGCAUUGACAGUGAAAGACAGGGUCACUCUCGAAGUGACUGCAGGGCGGUGAUCAUCUUUAUAGCCACCCUGAGCUUCCUGGUCUUUACUCCUCUCAUGGUGGUGUCCAGCACCAUCCUGGUGAUUAAGAUCCGCAAGAACACGUGGACGGCCCAUUCCUCAAAGCUGUACAUAGUCAUCAUGGUCACCAUCAUCAUAUUCCUCAUUUUCGCCAUGCCCAUGAGGCUCCUCUACCUGCUGUAUUAUGAGUAUUGGUCAGCCUUCGGGAACUUGCACGACAUUUCUCUUCUCUUCUCCACCAUCAACAGCAGCGCCAACCCUUUUAUUUACUUCUUUGUGGGCAGUAGUAGGAAGAAGCGGUUCAAGGAGUCCUUAAAAGUGGUUCUGACCAGGGCUUUCAAGGAUGAAAUGCAACCCAGGCACCAGGAAGACAAUGGCAACACCACCACGAUUGAGACUGUGGUCUGAGCACCGUGGCAGGGAGCAGUGGACAAAACGGUGGGACACAGAUCAUUUGUACUUUGUGCUUGGAAUACCACUUCCAUAUGUCCUAAAUAAGACACAGAAGGACACCCCAUCCCAUUUGCAUGAGAGACUAAUUAAUGAGGAGGCUAGACUGUAUUCUUGUACUGUAUCUUCUGAAAAAGCCUAAAAAUGUGUCGGACCUCUAUCAUUUCUGUACCUAUAAAAAAACAUUUUGUUCCUCCUCAGCUCUUCCAGCAACAUUUCCCCAUGAACUGUAGAAACUACUCUAGCAGGAAGGUUUACAGAUGAGUACAGGAAAAGUUAAUGAAAGCACUUGCUGGAACUUGAGAAGGUGGAGCGAUAUGGCAGGAAGAACAUGGGCUUUGGAGUCAGAUCGACUCUGUCAUUUGCUGCCUGUGUGACCUCAGGCAAGUGGUUUGACCUCUCAGAACCCCAUUUCCUCUCUUAUAAAAUGUUUAAUAGUAAUAGUCCCCAGGCUUGUAGUGAGGAUAAAAUGGGGAGAUACAGUGCGAAUAGCGCUUGGCACAUUGUCAACGUUCAAUAAAUGUUAGUCUUUUCCUCACUCCUUGAAGUGGAAGAAGAAAUACACUCUUCUCAUUUGUAACACACACACAUACAUGCACACACGCGUGCACACACACACACACAGCUCUAUUAUAUACAAAUACUGCUGUGUGUUUUCAAAUGUUAAAUGUAAAUUUAUGAAGGUCUUCUGUCUGCUUGAAGCGUGAAAGCCUUUCACAGCACGGCACCUCUACUGAAAACAUCUGCAGAUGUUAUAACAUCCAACUAGCCAUGUGUUAGAGCAUCAUCUGAGGUUGUGAAGAAACACAUUUGGCCACCAGUAGAGGAGUUUCACAUGACUUUUCCUUCCCUCUGUGGGAAUGCUUGAUGUAAUGAAAGUCUGUUGGGAAAUCCUUUGUUUGAUAUAAGUUUUCAUGAAUGGAACUCAAUUCAUGACUUUGUGAGGGUGAUUGUGCUUUUGGAGCCUCCCAUCCCACCCCCAUGAAAUGAAAUGAUGAAGUGAUGGGUUAUUUAUGGCCACAAGGUUCUCACCUGCAGCCAGAUGCAGGUUUCUGUGCUUCGGACUUCCUCUCCUCCUGAGCACUUCUUUGCUCUAGUCUUGGGAGAAGGCACCACAGCAGGGGCUGAUGAGAGUGGCCACAUCUCGGAGGGGCCCUGGGCAUUUUUCCCAAGAAAAUCUUUGCAGGGCUUUGUCAGUACCUUAGUGCUCUGCUUGCUUGCCAUGACUUGUGUCUGAGUCUUUAGACAGUGCGUCCUGGGUUUCACCCGUGAAACCCACUGUGGCCCAUAGACUAUGUUACUACGUUUCAUCUCAUUCUGCCCCUUCGAGGUGCCCCAUGAAAGUGGCCAUGCUUUGUGUGGGUCUAGGGGAGUAAACUAUUCACUCCCAUAAAUGAGCCCAUUAGGAUUUGUCUUAACCAUUUGUUUCCAAAGGGUCAGAGAUGCUGUGAUGAAAGGGUUCUCUGUUGCUGUCUGCUUCAUCUCCAUCUUCUGACUUUGAAAGAAAUGACUGCGUGUGAGCUGAUUAUGGGGGCAACUUCUUUGGGGGAGAUGAUUGAGUCCCUCCCGCCCAGCCGACUUUGGAGGCAAGCGGCUCUUCUGUGGGGGAUGACAUCUGAUUCAGAAACCAGGCAGCUUGCUUUCAGGAGCCCAGAUGGGUGUGGAGCACUGACAUUUAGAAUGAUCUUGUUUUUGAUGGAAAACAGAGCAUCUUCCCUGGGACAGAACAAAAUACGGAGGUCAGAGCUCUCUCCUCUGUUUGCCACCAUCCCCUCCAGUGCUGUGCUGGCCUCUGGGGCAAUAGAAAGGGAUCUGUCUCAUCUCAUCUCAAAGAGAUAUUUGGUGUCAAAGAGGAACCUGAAGACCCGUGGGAAACAAGGAAUUUUCACCCACGGAAAAUACGAUGAACUCAUAAGAAGCCUUCAUCAAUUGCCUUCCUGCAGAUAAGGUGGGGAAAUUGAAUGUGACCAUCAAUAUAAAAAUUCUUCUGACCUUUUAAAGAACAAGGCCUGGCAAACAGGUAGGAUUCAGUUUGUCAGUGUUGUAAGGACGAAUUCCUCUCUCUUACCUAAACCCAUUCCCUAAAGUGAACUGUAAGAUUAAAACUCAAGCAAGAAGAUUUAAGUCAAUAUGCAUAUAUGGAGAGUUGACUAGCUAAUUUGUACCCCUUGUGCGUUUAGACACUUGGCCUGAGUCAUUGUAGGCCAGGGGGUGCCGUUUCUGAGAAUUCCCUGAGCCUGGGAGGAGCAUGUUCAGAUAUAAUGACUGUCCUUGAUGAAGGGAACAAAUAUGCUUGGACAGUCUGCUCUGCCAAACUCCAUGAUGUGAACAAGCCCCUGUGUUCUAGAAUCAGAGAGGAAGACACACACGUGUAUCUACAGCUCCAAGAUGGGCACAGAUCAAUGUUAGGGGAGUGUUCUAAACAAAGUGGUGUUGCCAUCAAGAGGAAGGUGAAAUCCCACCUUGUGUAGUAAAAAAGGAGUGUUUCAUGGAGGUGUCCUUUGGUUGCUUGAGGGCAGGUAGGAUUUCAGUGGGUUGGGGAGGAGGGGAUCCCCAAAAGAGUGUGGCACGAGCGAAGGCAGGCGGCGGCAAGGGAGAAGCAGGGCCAGUCACUGUCACUUGUAUGGGCUGGCUGGAGCAGCAGACCUUGGAGAUCCACAUGGUCCUGCUUUCCACCCCACUCCUCUCUCUUUGAUGCCGUUGUCGUUGGUCUUCCGUCAUCACAUUCUUCAAGAUUCUUGGAACAGAGUCCCUGGGCCUCCUCUCCACACCCAUUCUCACUGACAUCCAGCCUGGCCGUGGGUGGUGGUCCAAUUUCGUAUCGCCACAAGUCCCCCACUGGCCUCCAUCAGGUGGCAAAGUGACCUGGUGACCUCAGCUGUUCUCCUUUCUGGGCUACACUUGAGCCUUACAACAACUCACCAAUCUACUCCCACAAACAAAAAUCCCACAGGUCUGCCUUCUGACCAUGAUCUCCUGUCCUUCACAUGAUUCACU
Felis catus (domestic cat) is the source of this 4950-nucleotide messenger RNA. RefSeq names its product MAS1 proto-oncogene, G protein-coupled receptor (gene MAS1). Gene Ontology annotation, molecular function: angiotensin receptor activity. NCBI's taxonomy places the organism in Eukaryota, Metazoa, Chordata, Mammalia, Carnivora, Felidae. The coding region runs from base 934 to 1911 and encodes 325 amino acids. The record is from RefSeq and is a predicted model, not a curated record. Gene Ontology annotation, cellular component: membrane. The transcript has 2 exons. Gene Ontology annotation, biological process: G protein-coupled receptor signaling pathway.